Messenger RNA from Rhinichthys klamathensis goyatoka, 963 nucleotides. RefSeq names its product BRICK1 subunit of SCAR/WAVE actin nucleating complex (gene brk1). The transcript has 3 exons. Gene Ontology annotation, biological process: regulation of actin polymerization or depolymerization; cell motility; actin filament organization. Gene Ontology annotation, molecular function: protein-containing complex binding. Gene Ontology annotation, cellular component: SCAR complex. Bases 49 to 276 code for a protein of 75 amino acids. The record is from RefSeq and is a predicted model, not a curated record. NCBI's taxonomy places the organism in Eukaryota, Metazoa, Chordata, Actinopteri, Cypriniformes, Leuciscidae.
CUCUCUCACACACAGACAGCGGCUAACGCUAACGCUAACUAGCUCACGAUGGCCGGACAGGAGGAUCCAGUGCAAAGGGAAAUUCACCAAGACUGGGCGAACCGUGAAUAUAUCGAAGUGAUCACCAGCAGCAUUAAGAAGAUAGCCGAUUUCCUCAAUUCCUUCGAUAUGUCCUGCAGGUCCCGUUUAGCCACUUUGAAUGAGAAGCUUACUGCUUUGGAGAGGAGGAUUGAGUACAUUGAAGCCAGAGUCACAAAAGGGGAAACCUUGACUUAGACAUCGCCUUGGUUCGACGUCGAGGUCAAGAUGAUGCCUAAGAACACUCACCUCCUGUCUUUAUUUUUCAUUUUAAUUAUUCAAACUACAUUUUUAUUAGUUGGCUGUUGUAGAUCAGUUCUUUUCUGUAUGGGACCAUUGUGAUGAUGUCUAUGCUAUAAACAGAUGUUUGUUCUUCCUCAUUUCAUGCUGAGGUUAUACUGUAUCUGGUCCUCCAUUUUUUUUUGGAUCUGUCAGGCAACCUGUUACUGUCUCUGUGGUGCUUGUUCAUGCAAACAACCCAAUGUUGUAUGUAUGUUUGUUGUUCUGACUUGCUGUUAAACAACUGUUUAUCUUUGACACCACGCAAAAUAUAAUAACGGUCAUGCAAAUAUAGAUUGAAAUCCCCAUGGAUAAACAGACAUCAUGCCUUUUUUUAUUACUUUUUUUAAUUCACCCUCCUUUGUUUUACCAGAGUCUAUUCUGAUCUUGUUAAAUUACAAAAGUAUGUUUAAAAUACAUUGCUGCCUGCUGUACAUUUAUCAUGCAACAAACAUCAUGAGAAAUGCCAGUUAGAGGUGGAAGUGGAUGGAAAGCACUAAAGUGCCAAUCAGACUGUUUUAAAGUGUUUAGUGCUUCUCUCCAGUUACACAAUUUUAUGUCUCAGUGUUUUUGUGGUUAAACAUUAAAUAAAAAAAGUUAAAUGGA